AUGAGCAACCUAGGUGGCCAAGCAUUUGCACAUCCCCAAGGAAGAAUGCCCGCGGGAUCUGCUGUUCCAGAUGGCCACCCUACACCAACUGUCAAGACUAAAUUGUGCAACAAGUAUAACACUGCAGAGGGAUGCAAAUGGGGUGACAACUGCCACUUUGCACAUGUGCCGGAGGCAUUUGAAGCAGGCGCAGGAAGCAAAUCCAAGCCAUGCGACAUGUUCUUCAGUACUACUGGUUGCCCCUUUGGCGAGGGUUGCCAUUUCCUCCAUUACUUCCCCGGUGGCCACCAGGCUGUUGCAAAGAUGAGCAACCUAGGUGGCCAAGCAUUUGCACAUCCCCAAGGAAGAAUGCCCGCAGGAUCUGCUGUUCCAGAUGGCCCCCCUACACCAACUGUCAAGACUAAAUUGUGCAACAAGUAUAACACUGCGGAGGGAUGCAAAUGGGGUGACAAGUGCCACUUUGCACAUGGUGAGAGGGAGCUCGGCAAGCACACGUUCAUCAACAAUUCCAUGCCACCCCAUAUGGGACCAAGGCCCACCGGCCACUUUGGACCUCCGGCAAUGCCCAGCCCUGCCAUGACCACCCCAGCAGGCUUCGGGGCUUCUUCCACAGCCAAGGUCAGUGUCGAUGCGUCCCUCGUAGGUGGCAUCAUCGGGCGGGGUGGAGUCAACACAAAGCAGAUAUCCCGAGUCACCGGGGCCAAGCUGGCCAUCCGGGACCACGAAUCAAACGAGGCCUUGAAAAACAUUGAACUCGAGGGUACGUUUGAUCAGAUCAACAACGCCAGCGCCAUGCUCAGGGAGCUGUUCUUCAGGAUCAGCGGCGGCGCCAACGCCCCUCCGCCGGGCGAGAGCCUGGCCGGAGGAUCUCACCGCGCCAGUGGCGGUGGGCCGGGAAGCAACUUCAAGACCAAGCUGUGCGACAACUUCACGAAAGGAUUGUGCACGUUUAGCGACAGAUGCCACUUUGCCCAUGGCGAGAAGGAGCUGCGCAAAUCGGCUGCCGCAUGA
Messenger RNA from Triticum turgidum subsp. durum (durum wheat), 1011 nucleotides. Lineage: Eukaryota; Viridiplantae; Streptophyta; Magnoliopsida; Poales; Poaceae. The record is from the annotation of a GenBank genome assembly.